UGACCCUACUAUGGAAAAGAAGUGUCAGAACCCUUCCAGGAAAAUUCAAAAUGACACAGAAGAUGGUGGCAGUGCUACAGAUUUGCGUAUUAGGAAAAGGAAGGUGCAGGUCAUCGUCUGUUUGCUGUUGGUGGAACUCUGUGAGAGGUUUACAUUCUUUGGAAUCUUAUGCAACAUGGUGCUGUUCUGUACUGUCAAGCUGGGUUACAAGUACCAUCAGGCUGCCAUGGUAAACCUUGCUUUUGCUGGGACCACUAUCCUGACUCCUGUUUUGGUGGGAUGGUUUGCUGAGACAUGCAUGGGAAGGACAAAAGUGGUAUACAUAUGUAGUGCUUUGCAUUUUCUUGGUACUGCCAUGCUGCCAGUGGUAGCAUUUCCCUUUGAAGAUUUCUAUAUUGACACAAACCAGAUAAUUCACACCCUUGGUAAAACAGAACAGAGCCUGCUCUUCUACCUCGGCCUACUGGCUGCCUCCCUAGGAGCUGGGGGAAUAAGAGCCAUUCUUUGCCCACUUAGUGCAUAUGAUCUUCAAGACUAUGAAUCAAGUGAACUUAUGUCUUUCUUCAACUGGUUUUAUUGGCUGGCAAAUUUGAAUACUGCAGUUGUCUGUGUUGGAAUUGCAUAUAUUCAGCAGUCUGUGGCAAAGAACCUGGGGUUUCUAAUUCCGUUCACCUCUGUCUUCUUAGCUAUGGUCACAAUUCAUAUGGUAUGCAGCAAUCUCAUUUACAAGCCAAAGAAAAGUGGAUCCUUGUCAACAACAUUUGGGGUGCUUCUGAAUGCAACAAAAAUGUGCUGCAUUAGAUAUCGUCAUUUAAGUGGCCAUGUGACCUGUUGGCUUGAUCGGGCAAAGGAGCAUAAUGGUGGAAAACACAGGGAAACUCAUGUGGAAGCUAUCAAGUCCCUUGUUCAGCUUUUUCCAUUCUUUGCUUUCCAGAUACUUUAUCGGACAUGCAUAACACAGGUUCCAUCGGCAUAUGUCAUCCAAACUAUGAAUUCAAACUUACAUUUACAUGGAUUCCUGUUACCAAUCGCUUUGGUGAAUGUCAUAGGUAUCACAGCACUGCUAAUCCUUGCACCUGUUUUGGAAUGUGUGCUCACUUGUCUCUCUUUCACUAAAAAGGACAGAGUAGCACCUACAACAUUCAUUAUUGGAGGUUACAUAUGUGCAGCGCUGUCAGUAAUGGUUGCUGGCUUCACAGAGAUGUACAGAAAGAAAUUUCCUCUGGUAGAGCAGACUCUUUCAGGCAAAGUUCUUCUGGUAUCUUCCAUGUCAUGUUUUCAGCUGACUCCUCAGUAUAUCCUGCUUGGAUUGGCUGAGGCUCUGGUAACCCCUGCAUGCUCAGUAAUAACAUUGCGACUUGCACCAAGCAGUAUCAGAGGUCUAGCCAUGCAUUUCCUAAUUCUCUUCUAUGGAGUCGGUUGUUUUUUUGGAGUGAUUUUGAUUGAGGCUGUUUAUCUAUUAUCGGGAGGUAUGUCAUUUCCAAGUAGCCUGAAGGAUGGCAAACUAGAGCAGUUCUUUUUUAUCUUGGCCUCAUUGAUGGUAUUGAAUACCUUAGGAUUCUGGAAAGUGUCAUACAGGUAUAGCAAUCUGAACCAAGACAAUGACUUUGGACUCAAAGACAGCAUUCUAACUGAAAAGCUUUUGGAACAUGAAAAAUCUCUCAAGUUUUAUGAGAGCAUCUUGUAAUGUUCAUCUCAAAAUUUUCUUCUAUGAAGAUUGUGAGAACAGACUACAGAGGAAAUGCUGGCCAAUAUACACAUUCCAAACUGAAGCACUCAGACAAUUUGACAUGAUUUUGAAAGCAUACCUUUUAGUUAUGUUGUAUACACUGUAACAUUUUGUGUGCCAUACAUCAUAGUAAAGACCUACCCUAAAAGGACAUAUAUCUUAGUAAGUAGUUUGCAGUAGCCAAAAAGUAUAUAUUUUUGAUACAUUGCUGACUGCACAUUUCAUGAUACUUUUGCACAGUUUAGCAGUUUAGUUCUGGAAAAGUUAUACAACUCUGUGUAUUUUUUUUCUUGUGCUUGUGAGCACAUCUGUGAAAUAAAUAUAAUAUGUAUAUGAAAUAGUAUAGAUUUUAGGUAUAUUUAUAUUUGUGGCAAAUGUAUUUUUGUGAAACUGCAUUAUUAUCAAUAUCAUUGUUUCCUGGUAUGUAUUGAUCUCUACAGGAAUUACAUUUUUAAGAGUUUAGUUAGAUCUGAAAUCUGUGCACUGACAAUGUGCAAUAGCUAGAUUUACAGUUGAAUCUUUUUGUUAAGCAUCCGUGAAACAUAUCAAAGCAGAAGAAAACACUACGCAUGAUGCUGAUAUUUACAGCUAUAAUCUUAUAAAUAGAAAAAUUGACUGUCCUAUGAUUUUACAUAAGAUACAAUAUGACUGGAAUUCACUCCUGCUUUGACAACAUGUCAUUUAAAGCUCUCCAUUGACAAGAAUAAUGUGUUUUUUUCCAUAACAUGGUAAAUAUUAUUUGUUGUGUGGAAUUUCUUGUGAUGAUUGUGGGUGACAGACAAUCUUGUGGGGGUUUAAAAGCUGCCCCAAAGGUAGUAACUGCAAAACAGAUCAGACUCUAAAGGCUUGUAUGUAAUAUGUUAUGGUGUUCUUGUAAGGAAGAAGUCCUGUUCCUACUAAAACGUUAUUAGUGUCCAUGGAAACCAAAAACAUUUCUUUUAUACAGCUAACAUUUUAAUAAAAAGAAAUCAAAAACAACAAAGUAAGUUUGGAUAAGGAUGCUGCGUUACAUUAAGAAUGAAGGUACUGGUAGCUUCAGAAAUAACUUAUUUAUAAUUAUACACCUCCUGUGGCCAUCUGCAUACUUUUUCAACCAACUUCUACAUGCCUCACAUCUGCUUAAUGAUUUUUACCUACUGGCCGUCUUUGGUUUUCAACAGAAUAGUAUGUCCCUCGGUUAUUAGCCAUAUUGCCAAACAGUUUCAUUCACUACUACUUGUUCGGGUGUAGUACUUUUUAUGGGUGGCAGAACAAUCCAUACCACCAUUACCACCAAUGAAAGAAGUUACACUGCUGAACCUCUGUACACAAAAUCAUCAUCUGUGAGUUUACUACUUCUUCAGGGAAAAAAACUUUCCUCGUUAGUUAUGUUUUUCAUUGAGGAGUCAUGUUCUUGCCAGUACAUACAUAAAAUAGAUAGAUACAGUGCUACAUCCCCAUUAUCUAUUAACACCAGGAUGAAGCAUACUUGGGAACCCAGAGAGGUAGUUAGAAUCAAUAGUGUGCGUAAUGUAGCUGUGACAUGGAAUGUGGAACUGCAAGGAAGAACUAUUUAACAAAUUAAUGUUAAUAUGACAUGUGCUUGAAAAUCUAAAACAAAGUGAAGGAAACAAUAUCACCACAGUACGUUGCUGAAUUAUACUCAUAAGGUAAAAUCACACAGGGAUAACUGUCUUUUAAUAGCAUAUGUUAGACUCAUUAGUUUAGAUAAUGCAUAAUAUUGUUCUGUGCUAAAACAAGAAGAAUGAACAGCAAUUCUAUUGAUCAAAUUGGAAUUACUUUACAACCAUUUCUAUGUUUCCUUUUAUAUUUCUCAUUAUAAGUAAAUCUAUAUAUUUUUUCAUUAUUUGACUGAUUUUCCUUUAAUGCAGCAUGCCAGUAAAAUUCACAUAGUCCACCGAUGCAAAGACACAGUUAAGGACUAUCAUUAGACAGUAGGUCAGUAUCCAAGCUUAAGCCUCAGUACCUGACAUAUAAUACAUUGUAUAUUCUCUGCAAAGGCUCACAUUAGGCCAGCCUCUACCACAAAAUGCAGUAAGGAACACAGCAAAAAGUCAUUAGUUUUAGGGAACCUGUACUUCUGGUGUAACUUCCUAGCAUACCCAUCAGCUGAACAAACAGCACACAUUCAUGUAAGGUUAAGGUUAAUGCUUUGUACUCAUUAUUGCUUGGUUUACUGCCACUUAGUAAGGGCUGGUACCCCCAUCAAUUAACUCCAUAGCACUUCAGUGGUAAUACAGAUUUGUAUCCCCAAGUUAGUUAAGAGAUUUUUUUCCAAGUGUUACCCUUUGAAGUUGCCAGAUUUACAGAGUCCUUAGUAGUUUCAUUUAAUACUAGUACUAUUAAAAACUUGGCAUUAGACUACACAAUAUCCAAAUCUGUUGUAGUCACAAUAAUCAAACAUGCUAUUGGUAACCACAUGCAAUUACUCUCAAAUUAAUAUUAAAAAUGUUAAAUUAGGUGUACCCCACAUUUGAAUUGCACUUUUUAAAGUGUCUUAAUACAACAUGAAGCAGGUUGGUAUAGAAGAACCGAAAGCAAUUUUAGUUAAAAGAUAUGAGUAAAUUAAUAUGGUAAAAACAUAAUUUUAUUUUAUUAUUAUGAUUUUUGUUUUAUAAGGAUGCAAUAGAGAGACAGAGAUUUUUAUGAAUGUUGAAUAGCAUGGUAUAUUAAGUUAAGCUUGGAUCCUUUUAGUACUUUAUUUUAAGGGAAGGAGUGGAGGUUGUUUUUACUACAGCUGGACUGAUUGUAUUUACAGUGGAAACUUUACCACUCCCAUUGUGGUGGUGCUGCGGUAGCG
This is a messenger RNA of Protopterus annectens (West African lungfish), 4529 nucleotides long. It is a transcript of the gene SLC15A5, whose product is annotated as solute carrier family 15 member 5. Gene Ontology annotation, cellular component: membrane. Bases 11 to 1687 code for a protein of 558 amino acids. NCBI's taxonomy places the organism in Eukaryota, Metazoa, Chordata, Ceratodontiformes, Protopteridae. The record is from RefSeq and is a predicted model, not a curated record. Gene Ontology annotation, molecular function: transmembrane transporter activity. Gene Ontology annotation, biological process: transmembrane transport. The transcript has 9 exons.